AUGCCCGAUCUGUCCAGUACCGCCACCGGUACAGCUGGCGAUUUCCUCCAACGUGCGUACGCCCUCGAUGGUGCAGCGGACUCGGAACAGCUGUACAAAGAGUGGGCAUCAUUAUACGACACACAUCUCGGAGAAAUGCAGUAUGCUUCUCCUCAGCGAGCAGUCGAAGCGCUUCUCCAGCAUCUGGAUUCCAAGUCGCAAGAAGCUCUUACGGUCCUUGACGCCGGCUGUGGGACUGGCCUGGUUGGUGAAUGUCUCCAGCGAUCUUCUUUUCCGGGAAAGUUCAUGAUUGAUGGCCUGGACAUCACGCCUGGAAUGCUACAAGUCGCUCGCAACAAAGCUCUCUAUCGAGACCUCGAAGUCGCCGAUCUGACAAAGCCUAUCAAUCGUUCCGAUGGCUCUUACGGAGCCGUGCUCUGCGUGGGAACCCUCACGAAGGGACACGUCGGACCAGCUGUUCUCCGCGAAUUCGCUCGAGUUUUGAGGAUUGGCGGACUGAUUGUUGCAACGAUUCAUGACGAGAUCUGGGAGAGCGGAGGGUACAAAAGUACUGUCACAGACCUUGGAAGAUCUGGAGCUGUGGAGAUUGUUAGUACGGCUGCAUUCGGCAUGCUGAACGACAGUAGCGAAGCCGGCCGAAUGGUCGUUCUCAAGAAACGAAGCUAG
This is a messenger RNA of Lecanosticta acicola, 666 nucleotides long. The record is from the annotation of a GenBank genome assembly. NCBI's taxonomy places the organism in Eukaryota, Fungi, Ascomycota, Dothideomycetes, Mycosphaerellales, Mycosphaerellaceae.